CUAUAAAUCUGAAGAAGAAUGGAUCUUGAUCGAAGAGAAAUGGCUUUCCUAUAAUGAAGGGGAUCAUAUCACAAAGAUUUUGAAGUUGAGCUUUGAUAAUUUGUCUCUGCCGUCACUCAAAAAGUGUUUUGCAUAUUGUUCCCUUUUUCCUAAAGGUCGCAAAAUCAAAAGUCAAGAACUGAUUGAGUAUUGGAUGGCUGAAGGAUUUCUUGAAGCUAAUGGAAGCAGUGAGAUAGAGUGCUUAGGCGACAAAUUUAUGAAAGUUCUUCUGCACAACUCUCUACUACAAGUUGCAGAAAAAGAUGAUUAUGGAAAUGUAGAGAGUUGUGUGAUGCACGAUCUUGUGCAUGAUCUUGCAUGCUCAAUUUCAGGUCCUUCUAAUAAUACAGAAGGCGGGAGCCGAGUGAGAUACAUGUAUCAUGAUGAAGAAAGUUGUAUUCCAAAAGAAGUGGCAAAAUAUUUGCGUACACUAUUGUUCGACGGAAACAUUUAUGGUAACAUGUUUGCCAAUUUCGAUAGUGUACAUGUUUUAAUCCUUGUAGAUUAUGGAUGUGAAAAGUUGCCAAGUUCAAUAAGGAAGUUGAUACAUUUAAGGAAAUUUGAUAUUUCGUCAACGCGUAUCAAAUAUUUGCCGGACUGGAUUGGUGAACUCCAUCAGUUGCAAACGUUAAACGCAUGUACAGGAAGAUUGAGGGAACUGCCUAACACUCUGAAGUACUCGAUUAAUUUAAGGCAUCUUUAUAUCGAUGAUGGUGUAGAGUUGCCUGCCGAGAUUGGGAGUUUAACUUCUCUCCAGACGCUCAAGUAUUUUAAAGUUGGCGACAAGAAUGGAUGCAAAAUCGAGGAGCUCGGGAGUUUGAAUGGUCUUAAAGGAAAACUGGAAAUUUCUUAUCUUGAAAGGGUUGAUAGCAAGGAAGUGGCUGAGAAAGCAAGUCUAUCUCACAAGUCAAAAUUAUUGGAUUUGUGUUUGAGAUGGGAUCAAGAUAGAGAAGUUGAAACUCCAAAUGAUGAGAAUGUGUUGGAAGGUCUUCAACCACACUCAAAUCUGAAAAAGUUAGUGAUUGAAGGAUUCAAGUCAAAAAGAUUUCCGUCCUGGAACCAGAAGAUGGCAGUUGAAAAUGUACCUCAAGGUUGUUGGGUACCACUUAACAAGCUGAUUGAGAUAAAACUCUCCAAGUGCUCAGAAUGUGAAGAAAUCCCAAUGUUUGGGCAGUUGCCAAAUCUCAAGUCUCUCUGGUUAGAAGGAUUGACAAAUUUGAAGUCCAUAAAUUCUUCUUUCUAUGGAUUAGUGAAUGAGGAGACACGUAUUGUUUUCCCAGCUCUUGAAAGGCUCGUGUUGCGUGACAUGCAGAAGCUGACAGAGUGGGCAGAAGUAGAACCAGGAGGUGCAAGUGAUGUGAAGGUAUUUCCUAACCUCCAACACUUGGAGAUCUCUCGGUGCAAGCAACUGAUAACUGUUCCUAAUCAUUCAUGGUCAUGCCUCAAAAGUUUGAUAAUCAAGGGAAGUGGGAGCGUGCCUUUAACAUACAUAUUCAAGACAGGAUUAAAGUUGCUAACAGAGCUUUGGAUAGAAGGAAUAGAUGAUCUGGAAUAUCUCCCAAAUUGGUUAUUCUAUAACAAUCCCAAUCUCUUGGAGUUAAUUAUAAUAAUGUGUACCAAUUUGAAAGAACUACCAGAUGGUCUAGGCACCCUCAAUUCUUUGGAGAAGUUGAUUAUAAGAGACUGUCCAAAUUUGGAACAAGUUGCAGAUAUUGGUGCACAACAAUCACAAGGAAGCCUCACAUGUCUUAAAUGUUUGUUGAUUUGUGAAUGCAAAGCUUUGCUGUAUUUUCCAUGUGAAAUGGUGGGAUCCUUGCUUGAGAAUCUGGAUUUGGAGAAUUUAAGUAGCCUAAAGAAUCUCCCCGGGAUAAUUGAUUGUCUGCCGAAUUGGCCCCGUCUAACAAUUUUAGUUAUUACUGGUUUUUCUCAAUUUAUGGCCCUUUUUGCUAGUACUAGGUUAAAAGUAGAUGUUAGUAUGGAGGGUUCUAUGGAGACCGUUGAAGGCUUAUUGCAAAGAUGCAACUCCCGCUCUCUUGAGGGAUUAGAAUUGAAAGGGAGGGAAGGUUGGGGAAAUUUGCCAGAAUCAAUUCAACAUCUCACCUCUAUUGACUAUUUAAAGAUAGAGAAUUAUGGAAUGGAAGAGUUGCCUGAAUGGUUGGGGAACCUCUCAUCUCUAAGGCAAUUGAAUAUAUUUAAUUGCAAGAAGUUAAGGAGUCUACAUGCACUGCAGGGCCUCACGUCACUUCGAUACUUAUAUAUUAAGGGUUGCCCGGAAAUACAUAUUGAAGAACAAAGUGAUGCAGCUGAUUCCCAAUGGCCCAACAUUUCCCAUAUCCGCACCAUAUGGAUUGAGUUUGAUGGACACAGAAUAGUUAAAGCGGGAAGGAGAAAACAGACUAAGAGUUUGAUGAGUGGAUGCCUCUAAAGUGUCCAUUUGAAUUGCUCAAACCUUUCUUCAUGUUUACUGGACGUGGAUACCAAUGUCUUUCCCAUAUUUCUGCUCAUUUUCAGUUGUGGGAAAUAGCAAGAGUUAUCCAUUGCUCGAUUUUGCUGUAUUGCUCUGCUCCCAUAAUGCAGAGAACGAGAUUCUGCUCUUUCAUGGGCUGAUUUUCAUCAAAGACUCGAAGCCCGGUGAGUAACUCCAGAAGAAUGAUCAUAUACAUCGGAUUUCAUUGUGAGCCGACAUGUUCCUGAACAAGAUUUUAAAUGAAAACUAGCAUAGUAUUAUUUCAGGCACAAAGCGCGGAGUACAACUUAAGAAAAAAGGAAUACAUUUGCAUUUUCGCACUUUAGAUCUCGUUGAUGUUUUGUGGUUUAAAAUUUCGUAGUAACUCUUAGUAUUUGUGUAGUUUAGCUUGCAUUUGAAUAUUGGGAUUUUGUGAAUAUGCAUGCAAGUUUGUUUUGGUUUAGAAAUGAGUAUAAUUUCACUCUGUUUCGUAGCUUGCUUUUAA
Molecule: messenger RNA, 2990 nt
Organism: Salvia hispanica
Lineage: Eukaryota; Viridiplantae; Streptophyta; Magnoliopsida; Lamiales; Lamiaceae
Source: RefSeq, a predicted model, not a curated record